CUUGCCGUAAAAAGUCGUCAUAACUCCGAAGCUUUUACUGACACUUGGAAGGAUAUUUUAUUUGAUUGAGAAGACGCCUCUCCCAUUGAGCCGCAAUUGGAAUUUGUGGUAGUUUAUGUGACUUACAUCCGCGAGACGAUAUAGAUCCCGAGCCAUGUCCGAUAGGUCCCGCGCGCUGAGUCAGUCUGUGGUGCUGCGCAGCCUCCGCAGCGCACGAGACCGACUCUGUGCUGACCGGAGGAGCGCGACAGGGCCACGGCCAGACGAGAGCGCCACCCGGGCCCUGCUGGACACGCUGCCGGUGGACCUGCAAUUCCUCAUCAUGACCUACCUGUCUCCUCAAGAUCUUUGCAGACUGGGUGGGACUAAUAGAUACUGGAGGUCCAUGGUUCAGGACCCGCUUCUGUGGAGAUACUUCCUGCUCAGGGAUAUGUCUGGUUGGUCAUCUGUGGAUCAUCUGUCUCUUCCGCAGACGGGCCAGAGUGGCUCGGCUGUACCGGAGGGUGGAGACACACAGGUCGACUACAUGGCAGAGUACCUGCGAUGCAGCCCAGAGUGUCGGAGGCAGUGGCGCCAGCGGCGGCCAGCGUACGAGGCAGUGGCCUCCUUCCUGCAAGCGCUGGUGGCAGGAGUAGAGCCACGCUACGCCAUGUUUGGUCCAGGCCUGGAGCAGCUGGACGUGUCCCUGAUGAGGUCCAUGAUGCACACGCCAGCCGUGCUACCUGUGGCAGGGAUACCACAGCGUCAGAUCGACGGUGUUGGAUCUGGAAUCAGUUUUAUGUACAAAGGACAGCAAAGAUUCAACAUCAUCACUUUAUAUUCAACAAACAGCACAGAGAGGCAGAGGGCACGCCUAGAGCAGCUAAGGGUGCACAGUAAGCUCUUUGUCCAGCAGGGGGCGCACGAGUCCGGCAGACCUCGCUAUACUGUGACUCCUCAGGUGCAGGUGGUGUGUCAGGCAGUGAACGGAUUCAUUUUUGUGGCCAACGCAGAAACAUGGAGAGCCGGUGCGGAGGAGGAGAUUGCUCAGGUGCAGGCCAUGCUGCAGCCCACCUGGGGUCCCGCGUCACGCCCUGUCCUGGUUCUCUCCUGCACCUCCAGAGAUGGGAGAGACAGGACACCGUGUGUGACAGUCGCCCACCAGCUCCAGCUCAGCCUACUGCACAACCCCUGGAUGGUCCAGGACACUGUGGCAGAGUCCCUGGCUGGACUGCUGGACGGUAUCGACUGGCUACUGAAGCAUUCCGGGAUCAGGAUAUAGGGGAUUGGCUGAUUACAGAGAUAUUCCAAACUUGGGCUAUAGGGGAUUGGCUGAUUAGAUAUAUUCCAAACUUGGGAUAUAGGGGAUUACUGAGAUAAUCCUUAAUAAUAAUAACAAUAAUAAUAAUAAUAAUCUCAACAAACAUAGAGAGAAGGGUUAUAUUGGAGCUCGGGGGAUAUUUGGAUAUGUCACAGUUUAUUAGCAGAAUGAAAGUUCCAUAUUUUAUCCAUUUGACACUACUAUUACUGCUGUGUGGAAAACAUGUAUUAAACAGUGUCCAGGUUUGUUAAAGCUCUCUUAACUGUCCUGUUUCACUUUCAUGAAAAUAAUAGUUGUAAGGACCAUUUCAUGAAACAGUUGUAACUUGUAUAGUAUACAAAUGAAAUGUAGUAGACAACAUAGUAUAUUUAAAAACCCAUAAAUACACAGAUUAUAUUUAAAAGCCCACUGUCAAGAAAAAUAACCACAAGCAAUGAAUGAUUUAAAAAAAAAAA
Electrophorus electricus (electric eel) is the source of this 1755-nucleotide messenger RNA. It is a transcript of the gene fbxo4, whose product is annotated as F-box protein 4. Gene Ontology annotation, molecular function: protein binding. Lineage: Eukaryota; Metazoa; Chordata; Actinopteri; Gymnotiformes; Gymnotidae. The record is from RefSeq and is a predicted model, not a curated record. Gene Ontology annotation, cellular component: SCF ubiquitin ligase complex. Gene Ontology annotation, biological process: protein polyubiquitination; SCF-dependent proteasomal ubiquitin-dependent protein catabolic process.